AUGAUUAUCGACGGCGAGAAAUAUGCCUGCGAGGCUUGCGUUCGCGGCCAUCGUGUGAGCAACUGCCAACAUUCAGACCGCCCACUCCAGCACAUCAAUAAGAAGGGCCGCCCAGUAUCACAAUGCGCGCAUUGUAGGGCGAUGCGCAAGUCCAGAUCCGCCCACGUGAAGUGCGACUGCGGAAUCAAGCCUAGCAAAUGCAUACAUUUACAGCCCACGCUCGAGGGCCACACCCAAACGUGCUGUUGCAACCACGGAGGCGCCUGCUCCUGCUCACACACACACAAGCCGUCGCCUUCCUCUGAUGCCUCGACUCCGCCCCAGCUCGGCGCCGGAGACUUGAGCCAGGCUCGCCAGCACACGAAACUCACCUCACGCGCUCGACGCGCCAGCCUCGUCACAUCGCCGACUUUCCCUGGCGUCCAAAAGUCGAUAACGCAACCCAGGGCCUCACUAAAGAGCCGGGCCCCGGUCACCCUUGCGCGGGCCGGCUCCCUCGCUAGGAGGCGCAGAUCAUCCGGAACUCUACACACGCUCAAUGGGAGCCCGGAUCAUGAAGCGUCGGGAGAUACUACCCCCGACAACUCGACCGAAGAACCCGGCUCUCCCAACUUCGGAGAUGUCUCCGGAAUCGCCCUAGCUAGUCACCUGCCCCCUCUCGAUAUGUCACGAAUCGCGAGAUUUUCUUUUCAACCACCCACUGGCAACGCCGGCUUCGAUCUGUUUAACACGACGGGAUUCCCUGAUACCGACGGCCCGCUCUUCAGCGCUGGUCUCCCGACCCCGUCAAACAUGUGGGGUAGCAUGGUAACGCCGACUUAUAACACGAUGCCCCCAAUAUUGGCGCCUUCCUGGCCCGAGAUUCUUGACGACAUGGGCGACCUCAACUUCAAUUUUAACGACGAGUUUCUCGCCAUGGGCUACGAUGACAUGCCUUCCGCGGACAAGGCCGCCGAAUACCACCAGUAUUGGCCUCCCUCGCCAUGA
Molecule: messenger RNA, 987 nt
Organism: Parascedosporium putredinis
Lineage: Eukaryota; Fungi; Ascomycota; Sordariomycetes; Microascales; Microascaceae
Source: the annotation of a GenBank genome assembly